Anthostomella pinea is the source of this 1026-nucleotide messenger RNA. NCBI's taxonomy places the organism in Eukaryota, Fungi, Ascomycota, Sordariomycetes, Xylariales, Xylariaceae. The record is from the annotation of a GenBank genome assembly.
AUGGCGCAAGGGUACGUGGUCCCGCCCAAGCAACCACCUCAGCUCAACAUACCAAAGUCGGACGUUACGGUAAAGGUCUCAUGUGUCGACAGCACAUCCCGUCUGGAUCUAGGGCCCCUUGGACCUUUCCUCCAACCCGACUACACCGGCCGAAACAAGCUCCUCGGCCCGGCACUUUCCUUUCUGAUAGAGCACCCACAGCGCAAACCCGUCCUCUUCGACCUCGCCAUCCGCAAAGACUUCCAUGUCCUGCCUUCCUACCCCAAAUUUGUAGAGAUGAAAUGGGGCAUCCACGUCGACAAAGACGUCUCCACCAUUCUCAAGGAGAACGGCGUCGAUGUCGACGGUGGCGCCAUCCAAUCCAUCAUCUGGAGCCAUCACCAUUGGGACCAUGUUGGCAACCCAACGCUCUUCCCGGGAAGCACUGAGUUGGUCGUAGGUCCAGGUUCCAAGGACAUGUACUUGCCCGGAUACCUUGAGAGACAAGAUUCAAUCCUUAUGGCUACCGACUUCGAAGGCCGCAAUGUCCGCGAACUCAGUUUCGACGACUCCUUCAAGAUCGGCCGCUUCAGAGCCUUUGACUUCUUUGGCGACGGCAGCUUUUACCUCCUCGACACCCCCGGGCAUAGUGUCGGCCAUAUGUGCGGCCUCGCCCGGACAUCCACGCACCCGGAUACGUUCAUCUUCAUGGGUGGAGAUGCUUCGCAUCACGGCGGAGAAUUCAGACCUACAGACUACUCACCUCUACCCAAGGAGCUGAACCCGAUGCCUCCCAGACGGAGGAACCAAGGGGAGUUCGAUGCGCACGAGAAAGUGCUAUUGCUGAUGGCGCAUGAUGAUUCCGUAAUCGAUCCGCCGCAGUCCGAUUUCUACCCCAAGACGAUGAAUUAUUGGUAUGAGAAGGGUGUCGGGAAGAGAGUGAAGUGGCUUUUCUUGGGUGACUUUGAGGGCGUUGUGAAGGCGAACCAGAGAGGCGAGGAGGUGUUUACUUGGGGUGAGCAUUCUUCUUGGGACUAUUACGGAUAG